AUGGCUGUUUUGUGGCUGGUGCUGCUAGGAGGAAUGCUCACAUUCUUCCUGGGAGUCUUUGUAUGGGUUUUCAUCCAGCACCUUCUCACUGUUGAAAUUCCAUCUACCCUGAAGCAUCCAGUCAAGUUAAGAAUUUUGCAUUUCAGUAUCCAGUACCUGAUAACUUUGGGAACCAUACUAGAGAAACUGAGAAUUUGUUCCAUGCCUGCAUUUUUACUGUGUAUCCAAGACCUAGUAAUAAUAAAGAAGGAUCCCAAUAUGUUGGUGACUGACACGCGUUUUGGGACAGUGCCUGUGAGGCUGUUCAAGCCCAAAAAAGUGUCUUCAAAACUCCGGCGAGGCAUCAUAUUCUACCAUGGAGGAGGUGGAAUAUUUGGAAGUCUGGAUGUUUACCAUGGCCUAGGCAACUUUCUCGCCCGUGAGACAGACUCAGUGGUCCUGUUGGUGGGGUACCGUAAGCUUCCAGACCACCAUCAUCCUGCUAUUCACCUUGAUUGCCUGAAUGCUUCCAUUCACUUCCUGAAGAACCUUCAAACCUAUGGGGUAGACCCCUCCCGGGUGGUUAUCGCUGGAGAAAGUGUUGGAGGUUGGGUUGUGGCCACUGUCACUCAGGCUUUGGCCUGUCAAGACAAGAUUUCCCAGAUCAGGGCUCAAGUCCUGAUUACUCCAAUGUUGCAAGGCGUUAACUUCCAGUUACCAUCACAAUUGCAGAAACACAAUGUUCCAUUGCUUACGAGAGACUUAAUGAUUACAUUCUUUUGUAGAUACCUAAACAUUGAUCUCUCUUGGAAAAAUGCCAUACUGACAGGAGCUUGUGUGCCCCCAGACAUAUGGAAAAAGUACAAUAAAUGGCUUAGCUCUGACAACAUUCCCCAAAGGUUUAAGGGCAAAGACUUUAGUCCUGAGUUUCUAGGACCUUUCAAUGAGACUGCCUAUCUGGAAACCAAGCAUGUUUUGGAUGAAAAAAUUUCACCUCUCCUAGCAGAUGACAAGAUCAUUGCUCAACUUCCAGACACAUUUCUAUUGAGCUGUGAGCAUGAUAUUAUCCGGGAUGAUACCCUACUCUACAAGAAGCGCUUGGAAGACCAGGGGGUCCCUGUAACCUGGCACAAUGUGGAAGAUGGCUUUCAUGGAUGUAUUAUUUUUUUUGAUAAGCAGUUUUUCUCUUUCCCCUGCUCCAUGAAUGCUUUAAAUGCUACCAUCAGUUAUAUUAAGGGUAUGUGA
Rattus rattus (black rat) is the source of this 1224-nucleotide messenger RNA. Its product is annotated as arylacetamide deacetylase-like 4. Gene Ontology annotation, molecular function: carboxylic ester hydrolase activity. The transcript is spliced from 4 exons. Bases 1 to 1224 code for a protein of 407 amino acids. The record is from RefSeq and is a predicted model, not a curated record. NCBI's taxonomy places the organism in Eukaryota, Metazoa, Chordata, Mammalia, Rodentia, Muridae. Gene Ontology annotation, cellular component: membrane.